GACGAUGGUGUUGGAUGUUGAAUCUUUUUAUAGACGAGAAGAAAAAAGUUUCAGUUCAGAGCAGAAGAGACAACGAGGAUACAGAAGGAGAAGCAGGAGGAACAAAGAAACAAGAGAAGGAGAAACAGGAAGAGGAUAACCAAAGGAGAAAUAGAGAAGGAGGAGAAACUGAUAAAAAAAGGAGGAGAAUUAGGAGGAGCUGUGAAGAUGGAGGAUGUUGUAUAGAUUGUAAAUCUGUGAUUUUGGACAAAUAAAACUGAGUCGACUGAAAAAGGAGGAAGUGAAGGAAAAGAAGAGAGAACGUUUGACUGGAGACGUUAUUUUGACUCUUUUUUUGAAGGAGAUUCUCUGAAGACGUUUUCUAAACUUCACCAGAAGAAAACGACCAGCAGACCUCAUCAUGAUGAGUGAAGAGAAAAAUACAAACUCAGCCUGCUGUCAAACUACUGAGACUGAAACACACCGAGUACUGAGCCAACACCUGGGAAAGGUAACGGCAAGAUGUUGAAUGCAGCACAGCAGCUGUGUUCAGGGCAUCCAUCAUGGACAAUGUGACACCUGGCAGCCUUCCAGGUGAGACGCACCUGAGGGACUACAACUACCUGGCCUUGGUCCUUGGUGUCCCCCUAAUCCUGGUCAUCAUCCUGGGGAAUAUCCUGGUGUGUCUGAGUGUGCUCACUGAGCACUCCCUGAAAACUGCCACCAACUACUUCAUCAUCAGCCUGGCAGUGGCCGACCUGCUGCUGGCUGUGCUGGUGCUGCCGCUCUACGUCUACUCAGAGUUUCUGGGAGGUAUCUGGACGUUGAGCACCUACAUCUGUGAUGCUCUGAUGACCAUGGAUGUGAUGCUGUGCACCGCCUCCAUCCUCAACCUGUGUGCCAUCAGCGUGGACAGGUACAUCGCAGUGGUGGUCCCUCUGAAGUACAACAGGAACCAGUUCAGUGUCCGUCAGCUGGCUCUCAUCACUGCUACCUGGGUGCUAUCUCUGGGCGUGGCGAGUCCGGUCAUCUUUGGUCUAAACCAGGUGCCGGGUCGUGAUCCGAGUGUGUGCAAACUGGAGGACGACCGGUUCGUGGUGUACUCGUCCGUCUGCUCCUUUUUUGUGCCUUGUCCCGUCAUGCUCUUCUUGUAUUAUUGGAUGUUUCGAGGCCUGCGGCGAUGGAGUGGUCGGAGUCGAUCUCAGGCAGGUCGAGCCGGUCGUCGAGCUCUCUCUUUACGCCUCGGAUCGGCUUUAUGGCGAGCUAAAGCCACGACAACUGGGAGUCGAGAGAAAGUUGUGUACGCCACGCCGGCCAGCCUCAGCCCCACCUCCCCAUUUACCAUCUCCAUGACAACACCCUCUGCGAUGGAGGAGCAGCAGGAUGGGGCGAUGGUCGUGUCAGAGAGCGACCCGAUGACAACGCAGAUGGACAGUGUGUCGGACGGUGAACCCACAGAGAGGAGGGAGGGAGGCAGCAGGAGAGAGAACGACCUGAUGAAGACAAACGCAGCAAAGAGAGGAAGAAGAAACAGUAAGAGCAGCAGAGUCAGCAGGAGGGAACGGAAAGCCAUGAAGGUCCUGCCUGUUGUCGUUGGUGUGUUUCUGGCCUGUUGGACACCUUUCUUCGUCGUCCACGUUACCAAGGUGUUGUGUCAGUCAUGUGACAUCGGCCCCACCCUUAUCUCUGUGGUAACUUGGCUUGGCUACGUCAACAGCGCCAUCAACCCGAUCAUCUACACUGCCUUCAACGCUGAGUUCAGAAACGUCUUUCACAAGCUGCUUUGCUGUCGGACAUUAAACUAAAACUGUCCUCAAACUGUCCUCAGGUUGUCUUCAGACCAUCCAGGAUAUUAUUAUCUUGUCUCCAGAGCUGAAUGUACUUUAAAAAAACCCAAAAUAUUAAAAGAUUCAUCCUGUAAACUGUCCGUCACCAACAGGAAGAAGAAGGUUUCUGACCAAAGCCUUUUAGAUCUCAGCUGGACUGAAACACUCUCUUAUUUUGAAGUUUUUUUUCAUGUGUCAGUCUUUUAUUUUGAAGGUUUUAAUCAUGUGUCAGUUAUUGUUAAAGCAGAGCAGUAGUCAGAUUACUCUCCACAUUACAGCCCAGAGGCAUAAAAUAUGUGAAUGUGUGCAGAAUUAUAAAUGUUCUUUGGUAUCUAAGUAUUUUAAUGUUGAUAUUGUUUUAAAGGUGCAGGUUUUACAGAACAGUGUCGCCUUAUUUUUAUUGCUUUUACAGAAAAGUGUUAAUUAACAUAUUUGUGACUGAAGCAGAAAGCAUGAAGAUGAUUAACCAAUAUAUUGAAAAACAAAAAACUGAAUGUUUGCAUCAGAGUUUGUGUUGAAGACAAACAGAAAUAUUAUGGUGAAGUUUAUUUAAGAGGAAAAUCUUGUUUGUAGUAUUUUUAUCUGUGAAGUGAAGGUGAACGUGAUGAAAUGUAGCUGAAACAACAACAACAACAACAAUCUUUGUCAUUAACAGAAAAAUAAAGAUAUUUAAGAAAUUAUUAUUAGUUUAUUUUGAUGAAACCAGAUGAGAAUUUUAUUUAGUAACUAAAUACAUUUAAUCUGUACUUCUGUAUUAACAUCGGAUCCAGCUACUUUUGUAAAUCCAUUAUAGGACAUAUGGCUUGAGGUCUGGUAACUGUGAAGAUUCAUAUUUUAUAUUCAGUAUGCAACCCUGUAUCCUAAAAAGUGCAUUCAAAUAUAAAUAAAUUAUUGUAGCAAACAUA
This is a messenger RNA of Siniperca chuatsi (mandarin fish), 2710 nucleotides long. It is a transcript of the gene drd4-rs, whose product is annotated as dopamine receptor D4 related sequence. Gene Ontology annotation, biological process: adenylate cyclase-activating adrenergic receptor signaling pathway; adenylate cyclase-inhibiting dopamine receptor signaling pathway. Gene Ontology annotation, cellular component: plasma membrane. NCBI's taxonomy places the organism in Eukaryota, Metazoa, Chordata, Actinopteri, Centrarchiformes, Sinipercidae. Gene Ontology annotation, molecular function: dopamine neurotransmitter receptor activity, coupled via Gi/Go; G protein-coupled receptor activity. Bases 543 to 1784 code for a protein of 413 amino acids. The transcript is spliced from 6 exons. The record is from RefSeq and is a predicted model, not a curated record.